AUGGAGAGAGCUUGUCACGUUAACAUUGCAAUGAUGGAGGACAUGGGGACCAACGGGAUGGCCAGAGCAAAGGCUGCUGCCGCCAUGGCCCCGGACGAACAGCAGCGGGGCUCCACUGUCAGUUUUCACAGUGUCCAGUACAAAGUCAGCCAGAAGAGCAGCUUCCUCUGCAAAACUCCAAUGAGUCCCAGAGAAAUACUGUCAGGCAUCAGAAAAGAUCCUGUGGGCCUCUCAGGGGAAGUACUUAUUGAUGGAGCUCCACAGCCCCCAAACUUCAAGUGCCUCUCUGGCUAUGUGGUCCAAGACGACGUGCUUCUGGGCACCCUGACCGUGAGGGAGAAUCUCCGUUUUUCCGCAGCCCUGCGCCUCCCCAGCUCCGUGUCUCAGAGGGAAAAAGAGGCUCGGGUCAAUCAUCUCAUUAAAGAACUGGCUCUGACAAAGGUGGCCGACUCUAAGGUGGGCACGCAGAUGACCCGGGGAAUCUCUGGAGGCGAGAGGAAGAGAACAAGCAUCGGUAUGGAGCUGAUUAUUGACCCUGCCGUUCUCUUUCUGGACGAGCCAACCACAGGGCUGGACGCAAGCACCGCCAACUCUGUUUUGCUGCUGCUGAAAAGAAUGGCUGGUCAGGGAAGGACCAUAAUCAUGUCUAUCCACCAACCUCGCUACUCCAUCUACAGACUGUUUGACACGCUGACGCUGCUGGUUGGUGGUAAAAUGGUUUACCACGGACCAGCGCCAAAAGCAUUGGACUACUUUGCCAGCAUUGGUUAUCCAUGCGAGCCCCAUAACAAUCCGGCUGACUUCUUUCUGGAUGUUAUAAACGGAGACUACACCGCCACAACCAUGGCCAGAGUGCCAGGCAGUCAAGCUUUGGACUGUGAGGAGGUCAGCGGUACCAGGCAGAGCAUUGAGGAACACCUUGUAGAAGAGUACAGGAACAGCAGCUACCGCACGGAGACACAGGACGAGUUAAAACGCAUCGUCCAGAACAAGAAAACCACGUCACGCACAAACGCCCGCGUCAUCACCUACAACAGCUCCUUCUUUCAACAGCUGCGAUGGGUUUUUCAGAGAACUUUUCAAAACCUCCUGUUGAACCCCCAAACGUCUGUGGCCCAGCUUGGAGUCAACAUCUUCCUUGCUCUCAUCGUGGGAGCCAUUUUCUUUGGAGUCAAAGAAGACCAGAGUGGCAUCCAGAACAGGAUGGGGGCCCUCUUCUUCAUCACUACCAACCAGUGCUUCAGCACCGUGUCUGCAGCUGAGGUCUUCAUCACUGAGAGGCACCUCUUCGUGCAUGAGUACAUCAGUGGCUACUACAGAGUAUCCGUCUACUUCCUCUCUAAGAUCCUGUCAGACAUCACCAUGCGCACCAUCACAUCCAUUAUCUUCAGCUUCAUUGUUUAUUUUUUGAUCGGGCUGAAGUCCACGGUCUCUGCCUUUCUGGUCUUCACGCUGACAGUGACUCUGGUGGCCUACACUGCAACCGCCAUGACUAUGGCCAUCUCAGCUGACCAGAGCGUCGUGGCUCUGGCUAACAUUUUCAUGACCAUCACCUUUGUCUUCAUGAUGAUUUUUUCAGGUCUCCUGGUCAACUUGCCCAGCGUCAUGGACUGGCUGGUUUGGCUCAAGUACUUCAGCAUUCCAAGAUAUGGUCUAGCAGCCUUGAAGAUAAAUGAAUUUGUGGGUCUCAAGUUCUGUGAUGAACCUGGAAUCCCAGUGGUGCCCAACUGCACUGUGAACACAGCUGGCCAGAUAUGCACAGGAGAGCAGUAUCUGGAUUACUUGGGGAUAGAGAACAGCUCCUGGGGACUGUGGGAGAAUCAUGUGGCUCUGACUGUCAUGAUGAUCUUAUUCCUCGUCAUUGCUUAUCUGAAGCUCCGCUACAUUAAGAAGUUCACUUAG
Molecule: messenger RNA, 1902 nt
Organism: Menidia menidia (Atlantic silverside)
Lineage: Eukaryota; Metazoa; Chordata; Actinopteri; Atheriniformes; Atherinopsidae
Source: the annotation of a GenBank genome assembly